This is a messenger RNA of Lingula anatina, 4523 nucleotides long. RefSeq lists its product as uncharacterized. NCBI's taxonomy places the organism in Eukaryota, Metazoa, Brachiopoda, Lingulata, Lingulida, Lingulidae. Gene Ontology annotation, molecular function: RNA binding; ATP binding; helicase activity. Gene Ontology annotation, cellular component: intracellular anatomical structure. The record is from RefSeq and is a predicted model, not a curated record.
AUGAAAGAACCCCCAUUAUAUUUCCAAGACUUGUGUUCCUGGGAUUCUGCUCCCAUAUUUGUUGGUGUCCAUCAGCACCCAGUGACAGAGGUUUACCUGGAGGACAUCAGUGACCAUGUGUGGACAUUAUCAGAGGAUGUGAGAAGAUAUUAUGUCAAAAAGAUUGCCAAAUGUAAUGGCUGGGAUGACAGUGAUUUCAUAAAAUCUGUAGAUACUUUCUUGGAGGAAAAUGUCAAAACAGACGGACCAGAGGUGGAUUUAGAAGGAGAAGAGUUGGAUACAGACGAAGAUGAGUCAGAAACAGAUGAUGAAAACCUGGAGGAGGAAAGGACGGGAUACUCAAACCUGAGAGAAAAGAUCUUCAGUGAUCAUGGAGUGCUUCAUGAAUCUUCAGUGAAAAAAAGGAGUUACGCUUUGGAACGAAUAGUUGUUUCUCUUAUACAAAAAUACCUGAAGCCUGGAGAAACUUUGGUGGUAUUUUUGGAUGGUAUGUUAAGUAUUGAAAAGUUGGGGGAUGCACUUGGAGAGUUUGAGCCAAAUCCCCCUGCUGAGUGGCCUGUGGACCAUCUGAGGGUGAUUGUAUUGCAUUCACAGAUCCCACCAGAAGAUCAGGGAGAUGCAUUCAAAGCACCAGAAGCCAAUUGCGGCCAUGUUGUCCUGACAACCAACAUAGCUGAGAAUGCUGUGACAGUGCCCCAAGUACGUGUGGUAAUUGACCUAGGGUGGAAGAGACAGCCAGUGUAUAAUGUGACGAGCAGACUGACCACUCUACAGCGUACACAUAUCUCUAAGGCAUCUGCCAAACAGAGGAAAGGCCGUACUGGUAGAGUGUUUGAGAAAGGCAACCUUGUUAUUAGGCUGUACACCAGAAAGCUUUACAGAGAGUUGGAGAACUUUGACAAGCCAGACAUCCAGACUGCCCCUCUGGAGAAGCUGGUGCUCAAAGCCAGACAGGCCGCAACAAAUGCUUUCCCUGAUUUGAGAUCAAAGGAAAUACUUCAGGACACAAUAGAACCACCAGACAUCUCAAAUAUUGAUGAUGGAAUUAAAGUUUUAUGGGAGAAUGGAGCUUUCACAGAAAACUCUGAUAGGUCCAGCAUCACUAUGCUGGGUCACCUUGCGAUGCAGCUUCCAGUGGAUCUGAUACUGUCCAGGUUGGUUCUGUACGGCAUUGUGUUUGGAUGCGCAGUGGAAGGUAUCAUUCUAGCGGCAGCACUAGCAUCAAAGGAUCCCUUCAUGAUGCCUACUAAGAAAGUCAUAAAGAACACAGAGGAAUUUGCCAAAUCCCUUCGUAGGUCAGAGAAGUCCAGACGCAAGUUUGAUGGGGGUGCAUGCUCAGAGCCAAUUGCAUUACUGAACUUAUUCAAGAAAUGGUUAGAGUGGAUCUAUGAUGAAAAGGGUAGGAUGAUUGUGGAUACAGUAUCCAUUUGGGAUAUUAAAAAGGAAUUCUGCGAGAAUAAUGCUGUCAGUUUGAACAGAUUAAAUGCCUAUGAAAGAGUGAUAACACGUUUGGCAAGUUCAGUUCUGAAAUAUGUAUCAGAUCAGAGCAUUGCCUGCAAGAUCCGUGCUUUGGUUUUCUUCAUUUCUGACACAAGGGAAGUUGACAACCCUCGUGUUACCAGCCAAACUGAUUUCUUCCGUCCCUCAGAUCUCUUCAUCAGUUCUGACCAACUUGAUCUGAAGGCAUUGCUUCUGGCAGCUCUACACCCAGCAUUUCUUGUUGGUGAAACCAUGAACAAGCUCCAUUAUGUCAAAACAGAUGUCUACCCCUUCAAGGAGUAUACAAAUUUGGAGACAAAAAUGAAGGCAAAUAAGAUGGACAUGAAGCGUACAAUAUUUGUCCCGGCAAAACCUACAGUGUAUAACAAAAAUGAUGAAUGCAAACUUAGAGCAAUAGAAAAGCUAGCAAAACUGUGUAUCUUUUCCCAGCAAACAUUGCCAGAACUGAAACCAGCAGAAAAAGGAUCACUUUUCAUUCAGUAUAAAGGAGCAGAGCCAGUGGAGUCUAGAAUAUUUCAUGAUAUCAUGAAAGAUGCCCAUAGCCUCUUCAAGUUUGGUGAAGGACGCCAAAGCAGCAUCUUCCCAGGUGAAAAAAGACGGAUUACUUUAGAGCAGCCAAUGCAUCCUUACCGUAUCCACUGGUCUGUGCUAAGUAUUAGAGGGACAGACAUGAUGAGUCCUGAACAAAGGGAGUAUCCGUGUACUGGGUAUCCUGACUGGCGUGCACCAUUUGCCUCAGCAUGUGAUCUAGAUCAGCGAACGUAUCUGGCUGUUGCUGAAAAUUUCAUUAACUGGAAACAAUCUGUAGGGUUUAUCAAUGGGAUGACCAUCCUGCCUCAAGAUGAGGGAAAUAUGUUAACUCUCUGCUUGAUACUCACCUUCCAACCAAAGCACUUCUCGACACGGUUUAUUGUAGACAUCUGGAGACAGAGAAUCACGCACCUGGAGCUGUUCAGACACAGAUUUGCAAUACCAGAAGCAUCAGAGCUUACAGAGGAGAUACUGGACCACAUCAACCAGUUCCGCAAAGAUCUGUCAGAAGCUUUCUGUGCAGACUUGAAAAACCAAGGUCUAUCAGAGUUUUGCAGCAUGGAAAGGUUUCUCACAAGAUUGAAACAGCUCAUGGAAAAAGAAAAGCAUCGGAGUAGAAGUAAACUUUCCAAAUUAGUUCAAGCCAUCAGAGAGGCAAUAGAUGCUGAAACAUUUCGUCAGCUGCCAGACAAGUUCAAACUGCUGGGAGCACUGAAGGAUAAGGAGACACCUUCCAUUGAUGACAUCAUAAAACAGAUGACACAGGGAACAGACUAUGAAGAGAGUUCCCAGGAUUUGGACUACAGGUACAAUGUAGAAAUUGCCAUAAAGGCCAUGAUACCUAGUGAGACCCAGGAUGAAGAGCUGACUUACCUGCCUCCUUACAACUGUGAGGUCUUCUCCAUGGCAUAUCUGAAGCAACAGAAAGACCAGCAAGAUGCAGACAACAACAUGGCAUACUCCAAGAUUACAGCACGUGCUGCAGGACCAGAUUACUUUGAAUUUACUGAUAGUGACACCAGUGAUGAAACCUCAUCAGAUGGAGAAGAAUGGGAGUUCAUGGAUGUCAAAGGAGAAAGAGAUGAAACAUCUGUUGAAGACAAACCCAUACCAGAACAGAAAAAAGAUGAUUCGUUCCCCUAUCAUCCAGUUUUAACAGCAACCAGUUUUAAAAGACGACACAGGAAGAGGAAAGAUUCAGUAUCGGAGUCAGUCCCAGUAAACAUCCCAGGAGUGGAUGUUGUACCUCAGCUCGUGCAGCAUGACAUCGAUGGCAUCACUGCAGCACUGGACAUUUUUGUGGACAUGUGCCAAGGCCUGCCCACCCCCAAACCAGCCUAUGUGCGCAACUUCAUGGGAAACCGCCAUUACCAGGUUCUCGGUCUGCGUCUGCGUGAGGAACAGCUGGCAGCAGUCAUACAAUACUGUGAUAAAUACAAGGUUGAAGAAGGGGGCGACAUGGGACCAGUUGUUUGUGAAAAGUCUUAACAGUUUGGUUGGUAAUACUGCUAGUGGGUUGCAGGUGGAAAUGAUUUAUAACUAUCCUAUUCCUGAUCUGGGCUCAGGGUAUUUGAUGAUUGGUUAUCAGAUGUAUAGAUAAUAGAGAUAAUAGGUAAAUCCUGGCUCACCUAAGACAUGGUGAGUGGGAUUCACUUCUUGUCUGGACAGACCUAUCCCAGGCAGACCUAUCCAGGGCAGAUCUAUCCCGGGCAGACCUAUCCCAGGCAGACCUAUCCUGGGCAGACCUGUCCUGGUCAGACCUAUCCGGGCAGACCUAUCCUGGGCAGACCUGUCCAGGUUUGCAUCUGCACUUAUUUACUUGUCAUAAUAAUGAAACCAAUCAAAAUUGAAUGAGCAAACCACAUAACAUUAUGUGUUUUUACAAUGAUAUUCACUUAGUGUUUAAGUCUUUUAUAUUGAAAUUUCAAACUUUCCAAGUCAGAUUUUAACCUUGCCAAGUUCAGAUUUCAAUUUAAAAUUUGCCUAAGGGCAAUUGAAAUUUCAGUCCUGUCUGGGCAAAAAUAAAGUCUGAAUGGAUUUUAAUUUGGCUAAAGCUGAUUUGAAAUCUGACUGGAUUUCAAUCUGCAACAUAUAUUAAGAAAGUCACUGGGACCUUAACCCCUUUUUAUAUUUCUUUAUAUAUGAAUAUCUCUUUUUAUAGUACUGUAAUUUAUACAAACAUUAUGAUAAGAAACAUCCCUAUUGAUUUGUAUUCCAUCAUGUGAAUGAAAGGCUUAUCUAGAGAAUACAGAUUUUGAAUAAAUUUUACAAUUCAGGAUUUAUUUGUAUUUAUUUGUAAGUUAUGCCCAGCGGUACUGCAACUGGUUUAUUAACCUAAAUACCACAGAAAAUCACCUUUAAAUACCAAUUCCAAUACCACGAUAUUACUUCUUCAAACCUUUUCAGUGACAUAAAAGAAAUUGCGUAUCCACGGUUUUAUUUGCUACCAUAAUGUGUCUCAACCUUGAUGUGAAUUAAAAGUAACGUAAUGU